Molecule: messenger RNA, 2103 nt
Organism: Saitoella complicata NRRL Y-17804
Lineage: Eukaryota; Fungi; Ascomycota; Saitoellomycetes; Saitoellales; Saitoellaceae
Exons: 3
Coding region: 1-2103 (700 amino acids)
Biological process (GO): regulation of DNA-templated transcription; DNA-templated transcription
Molecular function (GO): zinc ion binding; DNA binding; DNA-binding transcription factor activity, RNA polymerase II-specific
Source: RefSeq, a predicted model, not a curated record
AUGGGCGGUCCGCCGCAAUACCCUUACAGCAUUCCUCCGCCUGGCCACAAGCGGCCAUUUCGCCAGAGAAGAAAAGAUCCUUCCUGCGACGCUUGUCGCGAGAGAAAAGUCAAGUGCGAUGCGACAGAGCACGGCCCCUGUUCGAAAUGCGCAGCCAGAAACGUAAAAUGUCAGUUUACGAAAGAAACAAGUCGUAAACUAUCAUCGAUCAAACAAGUACAAGAUCUCGAAAGGCAGUUGGAGAGAGCAAAAGCGCAGAUUCAGGCGCUCUCGGUUCCUGAGGGUGGAAAUCCGAAUGCGGAGUACUCUUAUCCAGGGACGCCGAGUGACGAUCAGGACGAUGGAUACCGUGGCGGAGAACAGGUUGAUGAGCGGUAUACAAAAGCAUCGGCGACACCAAUCGCUCACGAGCGUUCGCCAGUACCGAGUCGACCCUCGCCAGACAACGAGCCGUGCUUACCUCCGCGCGCCGUUGCGGAUGAUCUCGUUGAAAGCUACUACAGAUCGAUGCAGACAGUUCUUCCCGUGAUCCACUGGCCAACAUUUAUGGGAAGAUACAACGAGGCUUACGCCAAGGGGGACCUCCGCUCUUUCAACCGGACGUGGGUCGUUUUGUUGUAUUCCGUCUUUGCAUUGGGAGCUCAGUACAGCACGUUACCGCGAAACAACAAUGCCACCGCUGGUCUCAUUAACAACGGCAAUGAGUACUUUGCUAUCGCACAAAGCCGCGCACAAUGGGAUCAGGCCGAGCCCUGCCUCGACGACGUUCGCAACGCUUUGUUGAAGUCAAUCUACCUUUCGGAAACCAACCUCAUGACGCCAGCAUGGACCUGGGCGGGGACGGCAUUGCGCAUUGCGGAGAGUAUGGAUUUGCACAAGACGCCAUCGAACGCAUCCAACCCCCAGCUUGCAGAGGAGCUCGAGAUGAGGCGCAGGGUUUGGUGGGGUGUAUACGUAUGGGACAGAGUGUUGAGUGCAGAGUAUGGGAAGUGUCUGAGUAUUGACGACUCGGAUGUUAGUACGUCUCUUCCAGGUGUUACUGCUGAGGCUAUGCUCUCAGAAGAGGGAGCAGGUGCUCGGACUGGAACUGACUUAUUCUUGGCUGGUAUCUACACCGCCCAGAUCGUCGGUGUCGUCAUGAAGGCCCUUACGGCGCCUACCAUCGGCCAGCAGGAUCUCGAGGGGUUUGAGUCGCGUUUCCGCAGCUGCUGGAAGGCGUUCCCUUCCAUGUGUUAUCCCGACCAGAGGGGUCCAUUGCCUCCCCAAGCUUUCUUGCCUUUGCACUUCAUGCAGAACGCUCACCUCGUCUUGUACCGCCACAACCUGUCCACUGCAACUUCUCAGCACCUUCGCUUGUCUGCCUUUGACAAGUUGGUGGAUGUUGCUCUUGACACCUCCAAGCUUGUGACGAGAAUCAUCGCGCACCCUCAGCGACCAACUCCUGCUUCCCCGUACUUAUCCGCACAGAGCUUGACCUUUGCCGAGAACCGUGCCGUGUACCCUGGAUUGUCAAGCUUUGCUGCCGUAUCCUCUACUACCGUCACUCACUUGUGGCGCUGCACGCUCUUCUUGUGCUUGAGGGGUUUCUGGGAAGAGGCUUUGCCUCCGGUGCUUGCUUUGGGUGUGGUUGGAUACAGGAGGCAUGUCAACGAGGGAUGCGUCGCCUACCUCCUUCAGUUCUUGCGCUUCGUGCGUACCCACAAGCGGGAAGGAUGGUUUGAUGAGAAUGGCCGUCCUGCUUCUGCAGAGGCUGCUGAAGAGGUUUUGUCAUUGGCGAUGGGUGAUGUGCAGGCUGGAGGUGCGGCUCGUGAGGCACUUGGUAUGCUUGCUUUGGGCGAACAUGAGCGUACGCCUAACCACCCUUGGUCAUACGUGGCUGAAGUCGAGACAAUCAUCAAGGAGAUGAUCAUGAUGAAGCGUACAGACUCUGCGCCCAAGGUUCAAGUCGAAGGACCGCGUGACGAGGGGGCCAUUAGCUUCCCCACUCUCCCUCCUUUGAGAUAUCCCAGCGAGAGAUCAGGCGAGACGGCGCAGGAUGCUGCCAGCAAUGCAUCCACCUCACCCGUCCCUCCUUCGAGGAUGAGUGUCAACUUUUUGCUAUAA